AUGUACAUAUUGAGGAGUAUUGUCGUACUGACGGCUUUAUUUUCAAAUUCAAUAAAUGCACACUCUAACGAAAGAAACCCUUUAACAUAUAUAUCAAAGGUCGAGGCUCCAACCAUUAGGACUCCGUCGCAUCGAGUCCACGCCUUGUCGAGUUUUGAUGUCGAGUUUGGAUUGCAUGGAGGACAACAACGAGUAAAGCUAUCGCUGCAACCCAAUCACGAUGUUAUUGCGGAUGGAGCCACGAUUACACAUUUAGCUGCCGAUGGAACUAUAAGGACUUCAGAAACUAUCGACAGGUCGGCGCAUCGGGUAUUCAAGGGGUCGACAUGGCUACAGCAUUAUCAUGGUGCGGAUUGGACGAAUGUGGGAUGGGCGAGGAUAAUAGUGAAGAAGGAUGGCGAUGAACCUCUAUUCGAAGGCGCAUUUAGAUUGGAUGGAGAUCAUCACCAUAUCCAGACGAAGACGAGCUUUAUGUCUACGAGGCAUGCAUUGGAUCCAUCGCUACCGGAAGAAGGGAAAGAAUAUAUGGUGGUGUGGAGGGAUUCUGAUAUUGGAACUGGUUAUACCGAAGAUAACGAAGGACUCAUGCACCCGGAUUUGAGAAGAAGCGCACGAGAGAGUCCAUCAUGUUCAGCAGAUGGACUUAACUUCAACACGAUGAAUAACCCAAUCAACAACUACGAGCCGAUGGCGAGAAGAGAAGAGGGAUUCUGGGGAUCAAUUUCGACUCGAGCCAUAUUCGGAAGACAACUUGAUACACAAUCCGGUGGAAAUUCCGCAGGAGUUAACCUUGCUACCACUAUUGGAUCAACAGCCGGAUGUCCUUCUACUCGAAAAGUCGCCCUCGUGGGAAUAGCUACAGACUGUACGUACACAGCCGCUUUCAAUUCUACCGAAACGGCCCGAGAAAACGUCAUUCAGGUCCUCAACUCUGCUUCGGUACAGUAUGAGGAUAGUUUCAACAUUACUCUGGGUUUGCAAAAUCUUACCAUCAGUGACGCUGCUUGUCCCGCUACUGCAUCCUCUUCGGCUCCCUGGAAUGUGGGAUGUAGUGAUAGUGUUACGAUUCAAGAUCGAUUGAAUUUAUUUUCUGCGUGGAGAGGUGAGCGCCAGGACACUAAUGCUUAUUGGACUUUGCUUAGUACUUGUGGUACUGGAAGUGCUGUCGGUUUAGCUUGGCUUGGUCAAGCCUGUGUCACGGACGCACAGGUAGCCUCAACAUCAUCUGGUAAUGAAACUGUCAGUGGUGCCAAUGUAGUGGUUAGAACCAGUACCGAAUGGCAGGUUCUUGCUCAUGAGACUGGGCAUACAUUUGGAGCUGUCCAUGAUUGUACAUCGUCAACGUGUAAUGAUGGUCAAACAGUCGCAGCACAACAAUGUUGUCCCCUCAGUAGCUCAACUUGUGAUGCCGCGGGAGCAUACAUCAUGAAUCCCAGCACUUCAAGUGGCAUCACCCAAUUUUCACCUUGUAGUAUUGGAAACAUUUGUUCGGCUAUCGGUAGAAAUGGUGUCAAAACCAGUUGUUUGACUGCAAAUAAGGAUAUCACUAUAAUUACCGCAAGUCAAUGCGGUAAUGGAAUUGUGGAAUCAGGCGAAGAUUGUGAUUGUGGUGGAACUAGUGGGUGUGGGAGCAAUAGUUGUUGUGACCCAACCACUUGCAAAUUUACGACAAAUUCGGUUUGUGAUCCUAGCAAUGAGGACUGUUGUACAUCGACUUGUCAGUUUGCAUCCAAUGGUACAGUGUGCCGUUCUAGUACGGGUGUCUGUGAUCCACAAGAAGUUUGCAGCGGAACUGCUGCUACUUGUCCUGAAGAUGCCACAGCUCCUGAUGGAACUUCUUGUGGCAAUUCUUCCUCUUUGUCCUGUGCUUCAGGUCAAUGUACUUCGCGUGAUCUUCAAUGCAAAACCAUUAUGGGAUCAUACACCACAGGUAACGAUACAUAUGCCUGUUCCUCCUCUGGUUGUCAAAUUUCCUGUGCUUCCCCUGAAUUCGGCUCGAACGUUUGCUACUCCAUGCAGCAAAACUUCCUCGACGGAACAUCUUGUCAAGGUGGUGGUAAAUGUUCCAAUGGUGAUUGCAAGGGUUCGUCAGUUGGCAAAGAGAUCACUUCCUGGAUACAAGAACAUAAAAAUCUCGUGAUAGGUAUCGCUUCUGCAGUUGGCGCUUUGGUCAUAUUUGCAAUACUCAGUUGCUGUAUAGGCAGGAUGAGAAGAAGAAAGGCAAUUAGAUUAGCAAAAGAAAGAGCAAUCAAUAACCCGCAAGGUUGGCCACAAGGACCGAAUAUGUGGCAAGCUCCUCUGAACGGUCCCAGAGGAGGGAGAGGAGCGGCGGCUCCUAGUGGAGGUACUUGGGUAGAUGGAAGGUGGAUACAGGAACCACCUGGAUGGCAACCAAGUGUUAGGUAUGGUUGA
This is a messenger RNA of Botrytis byssoidea, 2412 nucleotides long. RefSeq lists its product as uncharacterized. The record is from RefSeq and is a predicted model, not a curated record. Gene Ontology annotation, molecular function: metalloendopeptidase activity. The coding region runs from base 1 to 2412 and encodes 803 amino acids. Gene Ontology annotation, biological process: proteolysis. NCBI's taxonomy places the organism in Eukaryota, Fungi, Ascomycota, Leotiomycetes, Helotiales, Sclerotiniaceae. The transcript has 4 exons.